AUGGCUCGAAUAUAUCGCAACCCCACCAGACCUGUUGUUGAAGUCCCCAAACUAGACUUGCUGACUUUGUUAUUUGAGUCGGAGCAUAGCGCGGCACAAGAUGACACGGUUUUGCAUCUCGAGGCUACGAACCCGUCCAACAAGAUAACCAAGAGUGACCUGCGAGAUCUCACCCAACGGAUCGCGCAUGGUCUGCGGCAGCACUAUGGUGUUGGUGCAAACGGGCCGAACAAGGAUGUGGUCACAGUGAUUAGCUACGGUCAGCCCAUGGUCCCCGCUGCGUUCUAUGGCACCAUCGCCGCUGGGGGCGUGUACUCGGCUGCGAGUCCUUCGUCCACGGUCGCGGAUCUGACCCGCCAGAUCACUGUGGGGACGAGUCGCUUGAUCGUAUGUGGCUCCGAGCACAAGGAUGUCGCGACGCAGGCUGCGAAGCAAUGCAACCUGCCCCUAGACCGGGUGUUGGUGCUCGAGUCCGGCCCGUCGUGGAGUCUGAAAAGUCUGGAUGGCAAAGUCAAUGUCAUCUCGAAUGAGAAACUCAAGUGGGCCCGCAUCACGGACCCGCUAGCGUUGACAAAGAGCCUCAUCGUGAUUUUGUGGUCGUCCGGCACAACUGGUCUCCCGAAGGGUGUGAUGCUGUCCCAUGAGAACUUGGUGCAAGAGUUGUAUCUCAUAUCCCUUCCGGGAAGAGAAUGGGCGGCGAAGCAGAUUGAGGCCGGAAAAGAACUUAAGCCAUACCGGACCCUCGCACACCUCCCCAUCAACCACAUCGCCGGACUAUUCGGAUAUCUCGUUGCACCGUUCUAUUCUGGAGGUUUGGUGGUGUGGAUGCGCAAGUACGAGUGGUCCCAGAUGUUGCGGUUCGUAAAAGAUUACGAGAUCACGGCCUUCUACACAGUCCCGUCAAUAUACUUGCGCAUAUCCAAGUCACCUGAGGUGAAGGAUCAUUUCAAAUCAGUCGACGCGGCUUCGACAGGAGCAGCUCCGAUGGAUGAAGACCUUCAAAAGGCUGCGAACUCCAAACUCGGCCAAGGGGAGACGUUCAUAGGUCAGACCUGGGGAUUGAGUGAGACUACCGGAGCAGUGACCAUGAUGCCGCGGGGUGAGAGUGACACGACAGGAAGCAUAUCGCCUAUUCUGCCAAAUGUGGAGAUAAGAAUGGUCGACGACAACUUCAAUGAUGUAGAGCCGGGUCAAGAAGGCGAACUGCUGGUCCGAAGUCCACUCGUCACGCAAGGCUAUUUCAACAACCCUCAAGCGACGAAGGAAGCUUUUCAUGACGGUUGGUUCUGUACGGGCGAUAUCGGAGUCCUGCGGAAUGGCAAGUUUUACAUCGUGGACAGGAAGAAGGAACUCCUCAAGUACAAGGGUCUGCAAGUCGCGCCUGCUGAAAUCGAGAAUCUGCUCUUCACACACCCUAAAAUCCAGGAAGCAGCCGUUGUGGGCGUGAAUCUGCCAGACGAUCCGGGCACUGACCUCCCGCGAGCAUAUGUUGUCGCUGAUCCCGCCCAGGUUUCCGAACAGGAGAUCAAGGACUUUGUGAAAGAACGCCUAGCUCCCUACAAGCAGCUGAGGGGAGGCGUGGUCUUCGUGGAUGAAUUGCCCAAGAAUGCAAUUGGCAAAUUUCUUCGAAGGGAAUUGAGAGACCGAGCAAAGAGGGAGCUGGGUCUGACCAAGACUUCCAAACUGUGA
Messenger RNA from Cladophialophora yegresii CBS 114405, 1689 nucleotides. RefSeq lists its product as uncharacterized. The transcript is spliced from 4 exons. Gene Ontology annotation, molecular function: CoA-ligase activity. The record is from RefSeq and is a predicted model, not a curated record. Gene Ontology annotation, biological process: secondary metabolic process. NCBI's taxonomy places the organism in Eukaryota, Fungi, Ascomycota, Eurotiomycetes, Chaetothyriales, Herpotrichiellaceae. The coding region runs from base 1 to 1689 and encodes 562 amino acids.